UUACCUUGCAAAAAAGAGAGAAACAAAGAUGCCCAGAGGUAUAAGCCACAGUAGAGCAAUCCCAGGCAUCUCUCCGUAAGCAUCGUCAAACCCGGACAGACACCAGACCUCACGGGAAGGAAGGGACUCUUCCCGCUUGCAACGGACAAGGGGGGGAAAAAGGACGCUGUAAAGAGCCCAGAUCCACACUGCAGCACAGCCUGAGAGACAGGGCAGUACCUGGGAUGUGCAUCUUUUAUUACACUACUACACGGUGUGUCUCCACUGCACAGAUCUUUCUCCAGUGCGUAGCCCUUCAUACAUACCACAUGCAUACAAAUUUGAAACGUGAGGAAUCAUCAGUCAAGUUUGCCUUCAAGAUAGUUAAACUCUCCCAUCACUGGAAGAUUUUCUCUCUCCUCUGAAGGAUGUUGCAUUAUUGAAAGCCACUGUUCUGGCUAGGACUGCAGCACCAGAUGCAAAAUUGAAAUAACCACUGCAGCGUUGAAGAUUUGAGGGUCUUAUUCCCUUCCUGGCCCCUUUGUUUCUAUCCUCAAAGCCCAUUUCUUUCGUUCUCUUGAGAGAAAUCAUCCACUUACUCUUCCAACAAUGUUUCUGCAGAAAUGGUCGGUGCUUCUUUAUUUCACUUUCUAUUUAAGGGGACCUGUGAGCUUUUUCCUUCUCCAAGGUUGUUUGGCAAGUAAAUCGGAAGAAAGACUUUUUCGCAAACUGUUCUCCCGUUACAACCAGUACAUCAGACCUGUAGAAAAUGUGUCCUAUCCCGUGAAGGUGCAUUUUGAAGUGGCAAUUACCCAGCUUGCAAAUGUGGAUGAAGUCAAUCAGAUCAUGGAGACAAAUCUCUGGCUGCGACAUAUUUGGAAUGAUUAUAAAUUGAAAUGGAAUCCAGUGGAAUUUGGUGGAAUUGAAUUUAUCCACGUGCCGUCAGACAAAAUUUGGAAACCUGAUAUUGUGCUAUACAAUAAUGCUGUUGGAGAUUUCCAGGUUGAAGGACGGACCAAGGCUCUUCUCAGAUACGAUGGCACCAUCACCUGGAUACCACCUGCCAUUUUUAAAAGCUCCUGCCCCAUGGAUAUUACCUUCUUCCCCUUUGAUCACCAGAACUGCUCCUUAAAAUUUGGAUCGUGGACAUAUGACAAAGCCAAGAUAGAUCUUUUGAUUAUCGGUUCCAAAGUAGACAUGAAAGACCUUUGGGAGAACAAUGAAUGGGAAAUAGUCGAUGCUUCUGGCUAUAAACAUGACAUCAAGUACAACUGCUGUGAGGAAAUCUAUACGGAUAUAACCUACUCUUUUUAUAUCCGAAGGCUCCCCAUGUUUUACACCAUUAAUCUGAUUUUACCUUGCUUGUUCAUUUCAUUCCUGACUGUAUUAGUAUUUUAUCUUCCAUCUGACUGUGGAGAGAAAGUAACACUUUGUAUCUCUGUCCUUCUUUCAUUGACUGUUUUCUUGCUGGUCAUCACAGAGACAAUUCCCUCAACUUCUUUGGUCAUCCCACUAGUGGGAGAAUACUUGCUGUUCACCAUGAUAUUUGUGACACUCUCUAUUGUGGUGACAGUGUUUGUACUGAAUAUCCAUUACCGGACUCCAACUAUGCAUACAAUGCCCAACUGGGUCAAAACUGUCUUCCUUGGUCUUCUGCCCAAGUUUCUGAUGAUGAAGAGACCCACACAGAAACAUGUCGACUCCCAACCCCCCAAACCUGUGAAAGAAAGUGCCACUAAACCCAGCAAGCCCAAGGCUGAUGAGCUUGCAGAAGUGAAAGUCCUCAGUGAGAACCGCUGCUGCCACUGUGACAACUCCAAGGACACGGGGGUGAGGAAGCAAAGGAGACAGAGUGGCCAAUCUGCCAAAAGGGAGGCUGAGCCAGUCGAGUAUUCCCCAGAGGUUAAAGAAGUCAUUAACAGUGUUCAGUUCAUCGCAGAAAACAUGAGGAGUCAGAAUGAAACUAAAGAGGUAGAAGAUGACUGGAAAUAUGUCGCCAUGGUAAUCGAUAGAGUAUUUCUGUGGGUGUUCAUAAUUCUCUGUGUAUUUGGAACAGCGGGAUUAUUCCUACAACCAUUGAUAGCAGAUGUAUAAUAUAUAGGUGGUGAUUCACAUUUUGCAUGAUCCUUUUUAAUAGAAUAGUCAAACCACACAUUGGCAACAGUUUAUAGAAUAUCAGUUGUCAUCUCAAGCCAUAAGAAAAGUAUUCUCAUCACUUUAUGAUGUAUUAAGCCAGCCUUUCAGAUGGGUAGACUAACUCCCAUUAUCCACAGCCAGCAAAGCCUAUGGAGUUCCACCUCAACCUUUCUGGAGGAUAGUAGAUUGGAGAAAUCUAUGUUAAUAUACUGUAGUGGCUUUCAAAUGUUCCCUAGAUAAUCCUUUCCACACUAAUUUUCUGCUAAGAAAUUCUUGGUUACAGUGUCUGCUAUUGCACAUAUUGCUAAGAUCAACAGCAGAUUAAUGUUCAUACUGGUUUAGAUACCUGAUCCUUUCUGUAGAAUAGGGUUUUUUGCUUCAUUUGUAGAAGGAAUAAAAUAGGUCAAGAUGAAUCAGAAGAGAAUCGUCAGCUCAAACUCUCACAACCUUGUCAACAUUCCUAAACUUUUUGUAAAAAAAAAAAAAAUCCUUUAUACAAAAGCCAUUCAUUUGCAAGUAAUAAAUGAAUAAAUCACUGAGUGGUGCGGUAACUGAGAGGUGAAGAUGCUCAGCUCCCCCUCAGAAGGUUGAGAGUUAAUCCUAGGCAACGACAGAUGUUUUUCUAUCAGGGCGCAAAGAGAAAAUAGCUGCUGUGGACACUGCGUAGGCAUCAGGAAGGGCAUCUGGUCUGUAAACACUCAGCUCAACUCAAACUCCUUGACCCUAUCCAAGACAAGGGAUUAAAGGGUCAUAAAAAGAAAAAAAUGAAUAGAUUGUUGAUCAAUCUAUUGAAGUUAUCAAUAUUAACUGUUUAUUCCUGUAAGGUUAUCUAUAUAAUUAAAAUCACGCUAUCUUCCUCAACGAGAUAAACUCCAAAUAUGCUUGAUUGUAACCCACCAUCUCUAAUUUUAAUGCUAAUGGUGGGAGAUGAAAUUUAAACACUGCUGGAAGGCAUCAAGUUGAUGGACCUUGCACUCUGAAGGAUAACAGAGAAGGAGAAUAACCAGAUGUUUCUCUGAUGGUAUCUGAGGGUCACUCUUGGAAUACCUUCUAACCAACAACAGAAAGUUCACUCAACAUUAUUUGCUAUAUUUCAUAUGAAUUAAAUAUUUCUGUUGGAAGCAUAGAUAUGCUGCUAUUUUGUUUUUGGUAAACGAUGUGUAAAAGACAUUUAAAUGAAUUUUUUUGGAUACACAUUUGAUGACCGUCCAAACUAUUGUAACAAAAAUUGGGAGGACUUAUCCCUUUUCUGAAAGAAACAGAAAAUCACAGUACUGUAGGGUUUUUUUCCUAAUCAACUUCCUUUCUUUGAAUCCUGCCAUACCAUAAAUCUGCUUGAUUUACAAAUUAUUCCAAAUACAUUGUAAACUCAGCUGAAUUUUUCUCUUGUUCUUUCUCACCAUUUAGAGGAGCACAUCCUCUAAAGGGACGCGGUGGCUCAGUAGCUAAGACACUGAGCUUGUUGAUCGAAAGGUUGCCUAGAUUAAAAACCCAAUAGUUAAAAAUAACAGCCCACAAAGCUGUUAUUGAUACAUUUGAUGAUGUAAAUGAUACAUUUCAAUCAUCCAAUCACAUCAACUUGACUGACUUCCUGGCCUGAAAACUUGGAAACAGCCAGGGUUACAGAACCUUAUGAAGGAACAGGACCAUCUGCAACAGGCACACUGUUCCACAAAGCCAACACUGCCAGAGAAGGCAUGAUUCCUGCGUCCAACAAGAUGACACCGUUUAGUUGAAGGCACCCAGAGCAUGUCCUCCUUUGCUAAAUCUGGUGAGGAAAGCCGAAACAGUGGGAGAACAGGGGAUUUCGUCAUCACUUCACAGUCUUUAUUGGAUUGUUUGGAACAUGUUUGUAUGUUUUACAAUGUAAUACACUUUUAGAAAUGUGAAGUUCUUAAAAAAAUAAAUUUUAAAGAU
This is a messenger RNA of Pantherophis guttatus, 4032 nucleotides long. RefSeq names its product cholinergic receptor nicotinic alpha 6 subunit (gene CHRNA6). Lineage: Eukaryota; Metazoa; Chordata; Lepidosauria; Squamata; Colubridae. The record is from RefSeq and is a predicted model, not a curated record. Gene Ontology annotation, molecular function: transmembrane signaling receptor activity; acetylcholine-gated monoatomic cation-selective channel activity. Gene Ontology annotation, biological process: monoatomic ion transmembrane transport. Gene Ontology annotation, cellular component: postsynaptic membrane.